CUUUACUUAAGAGAUCUCCAAAAAAAUUAACACAAAAUGGCUGUAGAUUUGUUAGGGUAUUCAAAUAUGAAUGAACAAUUAGCUUUACAAGAAGCUGCUUCAGCUGGUUUGAAAUCCAUGGAUCAUUUAAUCCGAUACGUGUCACAUCAUCAACAACAACAACAACAGCAACAACAACAUCAGAACCCUGAUUGUAGCGAGCUAGCUAACUUCACUGUUUCGAAUUUUAAAAAGGUUAUUUCCAUCCUGAACCGGACAGGUCAUGCCAGGUUUCGACGUGGUCCGGUUCAGGUUCCUGAUCCACCGCAGCAGCAGCAGACAGUUGCUGCUGCUGCGGUAGAUCAGAGUCAGAGUCAACCAAAGGGGUUGACUCUUGACUUUACAAAACCAAAGGUAGUAAAGGCAGCUCCUUCGACCUCGUCGUCGUCGUUCUUGUCGACGAUUACAGGUGAAGGAAGCGUAUCUAACGGGAGGCAAUUUUCGUCGAUGAAUUUGCCUCCUAGGCCGCCGGCUUCCUCAGGGAAGCCGCCAAUCGCCGGAAAAAGGUGUCGAGAUCAUGAUCUGUUGUCCGAUGAAGUUUCCGGCAAAACUUCCAGCUCCGGCAAUUGUCACUGUAAAAAGAGGAAAAUUAGGGCAAAAAAAGUGAUCAGAGUACCAGCAAUCAGUUCAAAAACUGCUGAUAUUCCAGCAGACGAAUAUUCGUGGAGAAAGUACGGUCAAAAGCCGAUCAAAGGUUCACCACACCCACGGGGAUACUAUAGAUGUAGUAGUGUAAGAGGAUGUCCGGCGAGAAAGCACGUAGAGAGGGCAACCGAUGAUCCGGGAAUGCUUAUCGUGACUUAUGAGGGAGAACAUCGUCAUUAUGUUCAAGGAAUUGUUGCCGGCACCGGAGAUGGAAGUUCCGGUGAGAAAAUGAUGGUGUUUGGGUCAACUUGCGACAAAAAAGAAGAAUAGGGUUAGAGAUUUAGGGGCUUGUUUGUAAUUUCGAGGUAUUUGAGGGGGUGGAAUUGACCUUUUGAGAAGACUAAAGAGUAGAAAAGUCAAUAGUGCGUGGGGUUUGGGUUCUCUAUGUAAAUUUGGGAAAUUUUGACUACUUUUAUUUAAUACGACAAUCGAGAAGGUUCACAAUUGA
Lycium ferocissimum is the source of this 1132-nucleotide messenger RNA. RefSeq names its product probable WRKY transcription factor 17. NCBI's taxonomy places the organism in Eukaryota, Viridiplantae, Streptophyta, Magnoliopsida, Solanales, Solanaceae. The transcript has 3 exons. The coding region runs from base 37 to 954 and encodes 305 amino acids. The record is from RefSeq and is a predicted model, not a curated record. Gene Ontology annotation, molecular function: DNA-binding transcription factor activity; sequence-specific DNA binding. Gene Ontology annotation, biological process: regulation of DNA-templated transcription.